GCCUCGAGGACCACUUGCAGUUUGAUCAGUCGUCAUCUGGCGGGACCAUGAGGACGGUGUUUUUAUUCCCGCCUGUGCAUCGUCAAAUGCAUUGGAUUUACUGUCUUCACUGCUGGAUCAUCGUCAGCGCCAAAGUUGUGGCUGAAGACUGGACCACCGUUAACCCGGAGGACGAGCUUUUCAGGAGGCUGUUUGAGAGCUACAACAAAUUGAGUCGUCCUGUUCGAAACAGCAGCGAUGUGGUCAUAGUCAAGUUUGGAAUGUCCAUCGCGCAGCUCAUCGAUGUGGAUGAGAAAAAUCAGAUGAUGACAACUAAUGUGUGGAUGAAGCAGGUGACUAUUUUCUUUGGAUUUCAACAGGAAUCAUAUGGCGACCAUUUGUCAAAUAGCAACAAUGCAUUUCAGGAAUGGAUGGAUUAUAAACUUCAGUGGAAUCCAUCAGAUUUCGACAACUUGACUUCCAUUAGAGUUCCAUCCGAGCUCAUCUGGGUGCCGGACAUUGUGCUGUACAACAACGCUGAUGGAGAGUUUGCUGUCACACGCAUGACGAAGGCCCACCUGUUCCACACUGGGCAGGUCGUCUGGGUGCCGCCCGCCAUCUACAAGUCCUCCUGCUCCAUUGAUGUCACCUUCUUCCCCUUCGAUCAGCAGAGCUGCAAGAUGAAGUUCGGCUCAUGGUCCUUCGAUCGAUCCAAGAUUGAUCUGGAGCCUUAUGAGAACACUGUUGACUUCAUGCACUACUGGGAGAGCGGAGAGUGGGCGAUUGUGGAUGCAGUGGCCAACUAUAACACCAAGAAGUACGACUGCUGCCACGAUAUCUACCCUGACAUCACUUUCUACUUCAUCAUCCGCCGCCUGCCACUUUUCUACACCAUCAACCUCAUCAUUCCCUGCCUGCUCAUCUCCUGCCUGACCGUCCUGGUCUUCUAUCUCCCGUCUGACUGCGGCGAGAAGAUCACUCUGUGCAUCUCCGUGCUCCUGUCGCUGACCGUCUUCCUGCUGCUCAUCACCGAGAUCAUCCCAUCGACAUCGCUGGUCAUACCGCUGAUCGGGGAGUACCUCCUCUUCACCAUGAUCUUCGUCACCUUGUCGAUAGUCAUCACAGUGUUCGUGCUCAACGUGCAUCACAGGUCAUCUGCUACUCAUACCAUGCCCCCUUGGGUUCAGAAGCUGUUCCUGCAGGAGAUCCCACGUUGGCUGUGCAUGAAGAGGCCGCAUCACGGAGUCAGGGCUGCAAGGCGGCGCCGUCUGAAUAAAAAGCUCUUUCAAUUCCAUUCUGCUGCUUCCUGCCACAGCCCUUCCAUCUGGAACACAGAGGAGUCUCAUGUUGAGCUCAACCGUUUCAACAGUGACCAAGUCUGCUCCUGCAGUUGCCACCGUCACAGCUCAGCACGAGAUGAGGACACGCACAUCAACGCCGACAACAGGGAUGAUCCACUGAGCUUUGGGACGACAGGACGGUCAAGGAUUCCCCCUCAUCAGGUCCUCAGUCACUUGAGCUUGAAUAAGGAGCGCCCACCCCAGGAGGCAGGUUCCAGAAGGAGGCCCUCGGUGCUGGAGUUGCCCCGUGCCGUGGUGUCAGCACUUGAGGGAAUGACCUACAUCGCUGAACAUUUGAGGGCAGAAGAUUCAGACUCUUCGGUGAAGGAGGACUGGAAGUAUGUAGCUAUGGUUGUUGACCGGAUCUUCCUAUGGAUGUUCAUCAUAGUGUGUCUGUUGGGCACCAUCGGCCUUUUCCUGCCACCAUGGCUCUCUGGAAUGAUGUGAAAGAAAACACCUCGAGGCUGUAAACAGCAGCUGUUAAUCACAGUAAUAAAGAUUCAGAGCAGUGUCUGGUUUAAAUAUUGCUAAUUUCAAAGUGGGUGGUAUCUUCAGCUAAGUUGAAUGUGAAUCAUUUUGUGCUGCUGACUCCUUCACAAAAUGUUUAUUCAAGAGAACUAUGGGUAGGCUUAUUUUAUACCAAAACUGAGGAAGUAUACUUGUCUACUUUUGACAUUGUAUGUUUGAAAUGCUUAAAAGUAGCACACUGAGGUAGACUUAUACUCAAGUAUACUUAAUAAAGUUAACUACAAGUAUAUUUCUUUUUUUUAAGUAUAUUAUUGAGGCAAUUGAAAAGCAAUAGUGCAAAGGAUCAUGGAAGAGUAAAAAUGGAGGCAGGAAACAUUUGUCGUUAUUGUAAGAUUCUUUUGCUCUGUUAUUGUUUUGUUCUCAUUUGUUGAGUAGUGUUUUAAAUGAAUGACUAAAUAAUUGUUAGUCACUGUGGGUGUGACCUUCUGGCGUCAACCGUAGGUCCCAUGUAUUUUACUCCUUAGUAUUCGUUGUUGUUGUACAAGGGCAAUACACACGUUGCCAUCUGUGCACAGCAAGGUGGUGAAUGUGGUACUCAUUGGGAUGGUGUACAAGAUUCACAGAGAUUUUGACUAUAGUAUAGUGAUCAUUUGAAAUGUGGAUGAGAAGUAUAUGCUUAGUAAACUAGUAGUAUACUUCUUGAAUACUUGCUGAAUGCUUGAAAGUAUACUUGGUAAACUAAAAAUGUUCCAGUUUAGUCUGAAGAAGUAUAAGACUACUAUACUUUCUAGUAAACUACUGGUAUGUGGCUUGGAGUGUACUUGAAAGUGUACUUUUGUGAACUAAAAAGGUUUCAAUUUAGUACAGAGAAGUAUUAAAUUUGUAUACUUUUCGUAAACUAAACUAAAACUAC
Molecule: messenger RNA, 2700 nt
Organism: Synchiropus splendidus (mandarinfish)
Lineage: Eukaryota; Metazoa; Chordata; Actinopteri; Syngnathiformes; Callionymidae
Product: neuronal acetylcholine receptor subunit alpha-2-like
Exons: 7
Coding region: 48-1766 (572 amino acids)
Biological process (GO): chemical synaptic transmission; nervous system process; monoatomic ion transmembrane transport
Cellular component (GO): neuron projection; postsynaptic membrane; synapse
Molecular function (GO): transmembrane signaling receptor activity; acetylcholine-gated monoatomic cation-selective channel activity
Source: RefSeq, a predicted model, not a curated record